Messenger RNA from Zingiber officinale, 1600 nucleotides. RefSeq names its product alpha-1,3-arabinosyltransferase XAT2-like. Gene Ontology annotation, molecular function: glycosyltransferase activity. Bases 114 to 1466 code for a protein of 450 amino acids. The record is from RefSeq and is a predicted model, not a curated record. The transcript has 2 exons. NCBI's taxonomy places the organism in Eukaryota, Viridiplantae, Streptophyta, Magnoliopsida, Zingiberales, Zingiberaceae.
ACCAAAAUCAAAAACAACGAGGGAGUUGUUGAACCGCGACUCCCCUUUCUUUCGCCUCUCUCAGAAACAGAGGUAGAUUCAGACGACGACAAAUUUCUGCAGACACGACGAAGAUGGCCAACCACACCAACCAUCACCGGCACAGCAGCAUCGGCUGGGUGGCGAUCGCAGGCUUCUUCUUCCUCUCCAUGGUCCUUCUGCUUCUCUCUACGAGUUAUGCAUCUUCUUUUCCAGGAUUUGGAUUUUGGCUGUCUACUGAUUCAGUAGAUUCUCCGACGCGAGCUGAAAUCGGAGAGGAGACGACGAAGAAGGAGCAGCCGCUGUGUGAUCUUACUCUACGAAGAACAGAGAUUUGCGACAUGGCCGGCGAUGUCAGAGUUCAUGGCAAUUCCUCCACCGUCCUCUUCGUCACCGCCUCCGGAUCGCAGGAGUCCUACAAGAUCAAGCCCCACCCGCGGAAAGGCGACGGCGCCGCCAUGGCGAGCGUCAGCGAGGUGACCGUUAAGUCGAGCAGUCAGCGAGACGCGCCGCGAUGCACCGUGACGAGCCGCGUUCCGGCGGUCAUCUUCUCCAACGGCGGGUACAUGUUUAACUUCUUCCACGACAUCAGCGACGCGCUCAUCCCGCUCUUCCUAUCUUCGCGCGAGUUCGACGGCGAGGUCCAGUUCCUGGUCCGCGACAUGCUGCCGUGGUGGGUGGAGAAGUUCGAGCCGCUCCUCAAGGGUCUCUCGCGCUACGACCUGAUCGAUCUGAACGGCGACCGGGAGGUUCGGUGUUUCUCCCGCGUCAUCGUGGGGCUUCAGUACCACGGAGAUCUGUACAUCGACCCGGACCUCGCCGGAGGGAUCACCAUGCUGGACUAUGGCCGGUACUUGAGGAAGUCGCUGGGGCUGAAGCGUGAGACGGCGGUGAAGCUGCGGACGGCGGAGAAGAAGGAGAAGCCGAGGGUGCUGAUCAUCAACCGGAAAGGGACGCGGAAGUUCACGAACGUAGGGGAGAUCGCGCGGAUGGCGGAGAUGUCCGGGUUCGAGGCGGUGGUGUCGGAGAUGCAGAGCAACGCGACGCUGGCGGAGGUGGCGCUGGAGGUGAACUCGGCGGACGUGCUGGUGGGGGUGCACGGGGCGGGGAUGACGAACUUGGUGUUCAUGCCGGCGGGCGGCGUGUUGGUGCAGAUCGUGCCGUUGGGGAGGAUGGAGGACGUGUGCUGGAUCAACUACGGGGCGGCGGCGGUGAGGAUGAGGCUAAACUACGUGCAGUACAGCGUGAGGGCGCCGGAGAGCAAUCUGAUCGAUGAGUUCCCGAAGGACGAUCCGGUGAUCUUGGACCCGAAGGCGGUGUUCGAGAAGCAGGGGUCGGGGACUUGGGUGUCGCUGUACAUGCACCGGCAGACGGUGAAGCUGGACGUCGAGAGAUUCAGGAGCGUGCUCUGGCACGCUCGGGAGAUCUUUCGCCAGCCAUGGAAUUGACGAUCACGAUUCUUCUGUUCAUCACAAAACCAGAAAAUCGAUGUGCUUGAUUUUUCAGAUUUUAACAAGAACGGAAUGAAAGUUCUAUCCAUUGUUCAGAUUCAGAUAUCUUAUCAUUAAUUUUUAUUUCUUGA